Ilex paraguariensis (yerba mate) is the source of this 462-nucleotide messenger RNA. The record is from the annotation of a GenBank genome assembly. Lineage: Eukaryota; Viridiplantae; Streptophyta; Magnoliopsida; Aquifoliales; Aquifoliaceae.
AUGUCCAGAUUUUCUGAAGUGGCUGAGCUCCUGGCUGUGUGUUGGCUCGCUGUUGGAGGCAAGAUGAAAACUCAGAUGUUGUCCCCAAAGACCACUUAUGCAGCUUACCUUGUCUUCAAACUAGCAGAAAAUUCAAGGGGCCUUAAAGUGCCUGCAAAGGCUUCAGUUAGAUUUGUUGUGGAAAGCCAAGAUGGGGCUGAAGAUUCGAACGAUACAGUUCACCUGAAAUUGGCGACAGAUAGACCUGAGCAUUUACGAGGGUUGCUUAGGCGUGCAGCAAGACAGCCUAAUGGUCGGCUUCCGCAGAAGAGAGGGGAUGAAUGGAUGGAGAUUGAGCUCGGGCAGUUUUUUAAUGAUCAUGGAGAUGACGGUGAAGUGGAGAUGCAAUUGAAGGAGAUCCAACAGCUUAAUUGGAAGACUGGCCUCAUUGUCGAGGGCAUUGAGCUUCGGCCUAAGGAGUAA